AUGCUCCCCAAUGGCACCUGCCCCAGGCUUCCGGGCGGUGCAGGCAGCGACAGCGGCGACAGCGGCAGCGGCGACAGCGGCAGCGGCGGCAGCGACAGUGGUGGCGGAGAAGCCGGGGGCGCCUCGGAGGAGGCGGCGGCGGAGGGCAUGGACUCGGGCGGCAGGAAUUCCUCUGGCGCUCCGAACAGUACCCUGAGUGAGUCUCAGGGCAGCGCCAUCCUCAUCUCAUUCAUCUACUCCGUGGUGUGCCUGGUGGGGCUGUGCGGCAACUCCAUGGUCAUCUACGUGAUCCUACGUUAUGCCAAGAUGAAGACAGCCACCAACAUCUACAUCCUCAACCUGGCCAUUGCGGAUGAGCUGCUGAUGCUUAGCGUCCCCUUUCUGGUUACCUCCACGCUGCUGCACCACUGGCCCUUUGGCUCCCUGCUCUGCCGCCUGGUGCUCAGUGUGGAUGCCAUCAACAUGUUCACCAGCAUCUACUGCCUGACCGUGCUCAGUGUGGACCGUUACAUCGCUGUGGUGCACCCCAUCAAGGCGGCCAGAUACCGCCGGCCCACUGUGGCUAAGAUGGUCAAUCUGGGUGUCUGGGUGCUUUCCAUCCUCAUCAUCUUGCCCAUCAUCAUCUUCUCCAACACAGCAGCCAACAGUGAUGGAACAGUGGCUUGCAACAUGCUCAUGCCAGAGCCCACCCAGAGAUGGCUGGUGGUCUUUGUGGUCUACACCUUUCUGAUGGGCUUCUUGCUGCCUGUGGUGGCCAUCUGUCUCUGCUACAUCCUCAUCAUUGCUAAGAUGCGCAUGGUGGCCCUGAAGGCUGGCUGGCAGCAACGCAAACGCUCAGAGCGCAAGAUCACCCUCAUGGUCAUGAUGGUGGUGAUGGUCUUUGUCAUCUGCUGGAUGCCCUUCUACAUUGUGCAGCUGGUCAAUGUCUUUGUAGAGCAGGAUGAUGCCACUAUCAGCCAGCUCUCUGUCAUCUUGGGGUAUGCCAACAGCUGUGCCAACCCUAUCCUCUAUGGUUUUCUCUCAGACAAUUUCAAGCGGUCCUUCCAGCGGUUGCUCUGCCUCAGCUGGAUGGACAAUGCUGCAGAGGAACCCAUCGACUACUAUGCCACUGCCCUCAAGAGCAGGGCAUACAGCGUGGAGGACUUUCCCCCGGACAACUUGGAGUCAGGGAGCAUGUACAGGAAUGGCACUUGCACCUCCAGGAUUACCACCCUCUGA
Molecule: messenger RNA, 1218 nt
Organism: Cinclus cinclus
Lineage: Eukaryota; Metazoa; Chordata; Aves; Passeriformes; Cinclidae
Gene: SSTR1
Product: somatostatin receptor 1
Exons: 1
Coding region: 1-1218 (405 amino acids)
Biological process (GO): cellular response to estradiol stimulus; neuropeptide signaling pathway
Cellular component (GO): membrane; neuron projection
Molecular function (GO): neuropeptide binding; somatostatin receptor activity
Source: RefSeq, a predicted model, not a curated record